AUGUCGCCUGACCGAGGGUUUUCCUUCAAAGCUAUCCUGGCGCUUUCCGACGAUGAGCUGAUUGAUCUGCUGAAGAAACAUCAGGAAGAUAUCAAUGACACUGAUAUUCUCGUCAACGACCUGCCUGAUAUCGAUAGUAGUGAUGGACAAGAGAUGUGCAAGAGAGUCUUAACCGCCCAACAGCUGUUGCAAGCCAGGAAGACAACAAUGCCUCUUGAUGUUGGUAAGCUCGAUGAAAUCUUAGCCGCAAUUGGGGAGGUGGAUCGUACCGCUUGGUCCCAAUUGGCGGUGGAGCGUCCAACCUCUCCAAAUUCUAGAUCGGAUACAUCACACGAGACGCCAGAUGCCGUCGAAUCGGCCGUGGUGGCCGAGAAAGAGGCGUAUGAUAACCUGAUCAAAGACGGGGGCAGGCCUCUCUACCCGAUACAGAUGAUUGAACAGAUAUCCGGAAACCCACAACAAUAUCGCGAUUUGCUUCAACCGUUCUGGAAACAUCCUGAGCCACAUUCUUGUCGCGAUUGGGAGGUCUUUCAGAGGCAGUGGCGACAACGCCAGACGUUUCGCAACUGGCAGCUGCACAAUCGGGGCAUCAUAGUGGAGGAAGACUUUGAUGCUCAUGUGCAAGAGAGGAAAGAUUACCUGACAAAGUAUUACGGCGGCAGAGGUGUUGCUGAGAUCGAAGCCAAUCCCGAGUCUCUGAAGAAACCAGGGCGUUUGUGGGACCUUCGACAGAAAAGGAAGAACAAGGACCGAGGUUGCAUCAGAGAAUCGCGCUGCUCAAAUUUUGCGGAAUACCACGCAGCACUCAAGAAACGUCUGUCAGCUCAUGGGUUCAAAGAACAAGUUUCGCUGCAGCAAGAUCUCACGAGACAAGAUUCGCUGCAAGAGUGGUACGAAUACCUUGGCUUUGAAUGUUGGUGCCAAGACAAAUAUCUUCGUGAAUAUGAGCGGCAUAAGAUAGCUUGCGAUGAGAAGUGGAAGUAUAUCCAAUCUCAGAGUUGGGUGGCGAGCCAUGAAACUCCAGAGCAUUUAGGAAGCUGGGAUGGAAUAGAGGAGCGCUAUGCUAGGGUCAGCGAGGCACAGAAACAUGUCGACGAAGCAAAACUUCUAGUUGGAUGUGUACGGCAGCGGAUAGAUACAGGUGAUGCCAGUGUGAGCACCUCACGGCAGCUAGAUGAAGCUCUGGAAAAGCUGGCCCAAGCAGAGGCCGAGUACAAGGAUGCUGAUCACCGGAAUCAUACCAUCAACACUCUUGGGAACCACAUAUAUGCUUGCGAAGAAGCGAAAGCCGCUGUUGACUCGCAGCCAGCCCUGAUCCAGUGGAUUCUUGACCAAUUUCCACUCAUCAAGUCUGAAAUGGAAGCGAAAGCGACUGGCGGUGUUGCAGCACUCAGCAACACCAAGAAGCGUGCGCGGGCUGACGAGACAGAUGCCGAAGAGAAGGGACGCCCUAUAAAGCGAAAAGCGAAAGAGAAAGAGGAGGAAAAUGUGAAAGUAUCAAAGGAGCCAUCGCUCAUUCCCCAAAACAGGCGUGGAAGCCGGAGCGGCCAAGACUCUGCUGCCGUCGCUCAACCACGCCGAAGUGCUCGCAUUGCGGCCCAGCAGAAGAAAGUAGCAGGUACUAUUCCGGAGCAGAAGGAGUCCACGAAAAAAGCACUACAGACUGAAAAGAGGGGAAAGAAGGAAGAAAGGAAGGACAACAGUACCCAGGUCGAGGCUGGAUCUGGUAGGGAAAGCCGCGGUAGAAGGAAGCGCGCCAAGCCGGCGCUGGGAUAG
Messenger RNA from Cordyceps militaris CM01, 1776 nucleotides. RefSeq lists its product as uncharacterized. NCBI's taxonomy places the organism in Eukaryota, Fungi, Ascomycota, Sordariomycetes, Hypocreales, Cordycipitaceae. Bases 1 to 1776 code for a protein of 591 amino acids. The record is from RefSeq and is a predicted model, not a curated record. The transcript has 2 exons.